AUGUCUGACAGUUACAAGCAACCACCUCCAGUCAUGGAACGUCUAGUGGCAGGCGAGGCCAGCGGAAUGUCUGUAUACGACCGCAAGCUAAAAGAUUUCCUGCUAGGAAACAACGACGAGCCACAAGACAGGAUUGCCAGGCAAGGAGCACCCAGCCAUCGCGCCCAAUACCGAGGCCAGGAUCUCUGGAAGAGGUACUUCAACCAUCCCAGCGUCAAGCAAGCCAAACGGGUUCAGCGGGCUACGAAAUCUUUCAGCUACGAGGGCCUAAAUCUCAAAGAAAACCACCAGCAAAUUAGGCUCCUACGUAUCCAUCCACAGCGCGUGGAGAAUUUCGAUGAAACCGUGGUAUGCGACCUAUAUGUCGUGGAUUUGGCUCGAGUGAAAAACAAAUUCGAAGCUCUGUCGUAUUGUUGGGGCGACAGUCAAGCUGAUCAGAUUAUCUCCAUUCAUCGCGCUACGGUUGACGAGAUGGGCCAACUUCAUUGUGGACCGGCUCAGGAAUUUCCCGUCCGGUCCAAUCUGCAUCAAGCUUUGAAGCACCUGCGCCACACCACACAAUUUGUCAGUCUCUGGGUGGAUGCUAUAUGCAUAGAUCAAAGGGAUAGGCCAUAUGCAGCUGCGGAGAAGAACAGGCAAUUGUCCAUGAUGAGUGAGAUCUAUAACUGCGCUAAGAACGUAUGCAUAUGGCUUGGGGAUCCCGAUGAGCAAUCAAGCAAAGCUCUCAGCUUCGUCCACAAAAUCAGCAACUUCGAAGAGCUCGAAGCAUGCCUUCGUAUUGUUGAUGAAGCCACAACAGGACAGUGGAUGAACCUCGUUGAAACCCUAAAGAAAACGCAGUGGUUCAGUCGUCGUUGGAUAAUCCAAGAAAUUGCAUCAGCACGAAGCGCUUCGGUUCACUGCGGACACAACGUAGUGCACUGGGAUGAUCUCGCGGUCGCUAUAUCGAUUCUGGAGGAAAAUCAAGCAAUGAUCGAGCGCGCCUUCAGCCCAAAGCCCAUAUUUGCGCAGAUAUCAAAUUUGAGUGCAACUCAACUGGUCAAGUCGCUUACACACGUCUACCGGAAAUUUUCUACAGGAGAAAUCGCUGAAAAGCUCCUUGAUCUUGAGACACUUGUUUGCACAUUCCAACAAUCUCAAGCUAGGUUUCCCGAGGACGUUAUCCAUUCAGUACGGGCACUCGCGCACGAUUCACCUGGGUUAGAAGACUUUGAAUUCAGCGCAAACAACGACAAAGGCACACCAGGGCUGUUCAUUGCAUUCGUGCAUCGUUGCAUUGAGAGAUCAAGAUCUCGAGAUAUCAUCUGUCGGCAUUGGGCUCCACCAGUGACUGACACUUCACGCGAAAGAGUUCAACUACCUUCCUGGAUAUCAGACCUUACUAAUGCUCCUUUUGGUUUGCCAGGCACGUCUCACGAGAGACAGAAUGGUGAAAAUUUCGUUGCUAUUUCCCCACAUCGAAGAUGGAAGCAGUAUAAUGCCUCAGGAACUUGGAACCCUAAUCUAGACGAAUAUCUCAGCCAAAAGGAUUCACAAGUACGAGUUCCAAGCGCGCAAACACGGUGGUCAACGGGUAAUGUUCCUAUGCCUAGUAUCUCAUCUAAGGUCAACGGCGCACACGCGCACGGAGAUACCAGCUCCCCGUCCUUACCGACAGCGAGAUUCCAGAAUCCACCAAACGUCGACGCUCUUGAUGAGCUCUCAUUACGUGAUGCUGUUCAAGAGCCUAGCCCCAGAUCGACCGACAGUCUUAACUUCACGUCUACAAACGGGGAAGUCACAUCAGUCCCGGCCUCUCCGACGAAGGGUCACAAGCGCUCUAUUACUGCGCCUGCGAUCUCAGCAAAGAAGGAGAUAAACAAGACCAACGACUGGAACUCAAUUCUCUCAGCCUUUACCAAGCCUAAUGGACUCAAUACUAUCAAAGAACUGGCCGAUCCCGCACGCCCACUUAAUCAUCAAAACUCGAGAUCUUUGCAAGGGCUUUACAUACAAGAGGGCAAGGAGCAAGUGCAUCAUAUGGAGCACGCUGAUUACCUAAGUGUUCCAGGAUUCAUUUUGGGUACUAUUGAGAAAAAAUCUGACACAAUGCGAGAGGGGGUCAUACCGGGCGACUGGAUAGCGAUGCUGAGAGGAGACAAGAAGAAUGUCAUUCCCGAUAGUUUAUGGAGAACACUGGUUGCUGAUCGGACUGAGAAUGGAAACAACCUCCCGGAAUGGUAUAAACGAGCAUGUCUCCAUUGCCUUGAAGACUCGCGUUUCGUCAAUAGCCAAGGCGAUUUGAACACCAACAGAUCACUUUCGGAUACUCCGCUGGACACCAUGACCUCGAAAUAUCUGGAGAGGGCCAAGAGCGUCAUCUGGAGGCGCCGCUUCAUACAGUUGAAAUUGGGAGCAGCGUUUGGGGAUGAUCUGGUGUACGGGCUAGCCCCCGAAAGGUGCAAGAAAGGCGACGUCGUAUGCAUCAUCGGUGGUUGUUCGGUACCUGUGGUUCUCAGGAAGAUUGAGGACCUGGAAGUGUGUGGCUCGUUUGAAGCCGCUGGCGUAUUCACACUGAUUGGUGAAACUUACAUUCACCAGAAGAUGAAUGGGGAAGCUGUGCAAGAUCUGGGGCGCGUCAAGAAGCUUCAGAACACUUUCGUGUUGAAAUGA
This is a messenger RNA of Alternaria alternata, 2652 nucleotides long. RefSeq lists its product as hypothetical. The record is from RefSeq and is a predicted model, not a curated record. NCBI's taxonomy places the organism in Eukaryota, Fungi, Ascomycota, Dothideomycetes, Pleosporales, Pleosporaceae. The transcript has a single exon. Bases 1 to 2652 code for a protein of 883 amino acids.